AAGCGGAAGUGCGCACCGAGGCUCCUGGGAAAUGUAGUCCAGUCGGCCCGGUGCCUGGGUUCGGAAAAGCCCGGCAAGGAUGCGUUGAAGCUCGGCGCUAACCUCCCAGACUCUCCCGCCUGCCCUGCGCUCAGCGACAAGCCCUCGCGUGGCCCUAAGAAGAGAGGUUGACGUUGGCAGCCCAGCGACGGUGGACAGGAACCAUUGCGGGCGUUUACUGAAGCCUCAGGGACUGCCUAGUGUUUGGGGUCAGGUGGGAGUAUCGUCAGUCUGGGGAGCAGAGGGCUCCCCCCGUGGGCUAGUCCCUUUGGUCACUACAGAAUAAGCGGAGCCGCAGCGCUGCUUCAGAGACCCAGCACAGCAGCCCCACGCUUGAGGUUCCGCAUCUUUCCAGGGGUCCUGGCGGAUGCCCUGUGCUCUCGCAUUCUGGGGCCAACUCCUAGGUCUUUUGUUGAGCUUAUGACUGGAAUCUUACAUCAUUUGUCCUUCUACCAUGUGAGGACACAGCAAGAAGUCCACAGUCUGCAAGAACUCGACCACAUUGGCUCCCUGAUCAUGAACUUCCAGCCUCCAGAACUGUCCCAGCCUCGUAGCACCGCGCCAGGCUCGAGAGUGAAGAAGGAACCCGACCGCACCUGAUUGAAGCCUCCCAGCAGAGCCCCCGGAGGGAAGGCAGGACGGAGGACGACGAGGCCGCGGGAGCUUCUCACCAUUCCGCUCGGACAAGUCUGAACUGGGGAGGGGGGAGAUCAGAAUAUUCAGAACCGGGAGCAGGGGUGAUGAUGGAGACCGACGUGGCCGACAUGCCCGAGAAGACAGCUCUGUCUUCCCAGGAUUCUCCCUUUUCCCAAGAACAGAGCACAGAAGAGGGAGAAGUGGCAUCUCUGCGCCUCACGGCUAGAUCCCAGGCACCAGUGACAUUCAAGGAUGUGGCCAUGGACUUUACCCCAGAGGAGUGGGGGAAGCUGGACCCUGCACAAAGGGAGGUGAUGCUGGAGAACUAUAGGAACCUGGUUUCACUUUGGCUUCCAGUCUCCAAACCUGACAACUACAAUUUGGAGAAUGGAAAAGAACCGUUGAUGCUUGAGAGGAAAACCCCCAAAAGCAGCUAUUCAGACCUGGAAUCUAAACCUGAGGGCAAAGAUUCAACAUCAGUGCCAGAUACUUCUAAAGAAGAAUCAUGCCAGACUGCAAUAAUAGACAGACUGACAAGAAAUAGUGUCUAUGACUCCAACUUGGAAACAACUCUUGAAUGUGAAAAUUGGUUAGAGAGUCAGCAAGGGAAUCAGGAAAGACACUUGAGGGAAAUGCUCACCCAUGUAAAUUCACUCCCUGAAGAAAGAGAUCAUGAGCGUGAUAUAUAUUGGAAAAACUUUAGUCAGAAAACUGUUCUUCUCACUCAAGACAGAUCUCCCAAAGGACCCUAUGCCUUUCAUACACUUGAAAAAAGGUUGAAACAGAAAUCAAACUUAAUGAAAAAGCAAAGAACCUGUAAAGAGAAAAAACCUCAUAAAUGUAAUGAUUGUGGUGAACUCUUCACUUACCAUUCAGUGCUUAUUCGACACCAGAGAGUCCAUACUGGAGAGAAGCCCUAUAGCUGCAGUGAAUGUGGGAAAUCUUUUAGCCACAGAGCUAACUUAACUAAACAUCAGAGAACUCAUACUAGAAUUCUCUUUGAAUGCAGUGAAUGCAAGAAAGCCUUCACAGAAAGCUCAUCCCUUGCAAUACAUCAGCGAAUUCACAUUGGAGAGAGACCUUAUGAAUGCAAUGAAUGUGGAAAAGGUUUUAAUCGAAGUACACAUCUUGUGCAGCAUCAGUUGAUUCAUACUGGAGUGAAGCCUUAUGAAUGUAAUGAAUGUGAUAAAGCUUUCAUUCAUUCAUCAGCUCUCAUUAAACAUCAAAGAACUCAUACUGGAGAGAAACCCUAUAAAUGUCAGGAAUGCGGGAAGGCCUUCAGCCAUUGCUCAUCCCUUACUAAACAUCAGAGAGUUCAUACUGGAGAAAAGCCAUAUGAAUGUAGUGAAUGUGGAAAAACCUUUAGUCAGAGCACACAUCUUGUUCAGCAUCAGAGAAUUCAUACUGGAGAGAAACCCUAUGAGUGUAAUGAAUGUGGGAAAACCUUCAGCCGGAGCUCAAAUUUUGCUAAACAUCAAAGAAUUCAUAUUGGAAAGAAACCAUACAAAUGUAAUGAAUGUGGAAAAGCCUUCAUUCAUUCAUCAGCUCUUAUUCAACACCAGAGAACUCAUACUGGAGAGAAGCCGUACAGAUGUGAUGAAUGUGGGAAAAGCUUUAAGUGCAGUUCAUCCCUCAUCAGACAUCAAAGAAUUCAUACUGAAGAGCAACUCUGAAAAAUUACUGAAUGUGAAGAAAUGGUCCCAGUCAAGAAGGAGAACUGAAGCAACUGUGAGACACAAGGACAAACCUUCAUGUCAAAUAUGGAGAAUAGUUCACAGGACAGUGACUCACUGGAGGAUAAGCAGCUUCCCUCCAUGAAGAAGAGGUUGCCAUGCCAUUUCUCUGGCUUUCAUGUCUAACCACAUUUUCUGUUGUUAUUGUUCUCUCUAUAUGUUUGUUGGUCUUUCCCAGAGCCCUAAAGAAGGUAGAAAAGGCAUGAAACCUCAAUGAUAAAUUGACAUAAGUUACAUGGGUGACCAAAAAUCAGUGGUGGUAUUGGAAACAUGAAAGCAAACGUUCAAAUAAAUACCUAACAAAACACUA
Messenger RNA from Canis lupus familiaris (dog), 2718 nucleotides. RefSeq names its product zinc finger protein 286A (gene ZNF286A). Gene Ontology annotation, biological process: regulation of transcription by RNA polymerase II. Gene Ontology annotation, cellular component: nucleus. Lineage: Eukaryota; Metazoa; Chordata; Mammalia; Carnivora; Canidae. The transcript is spliced from 8 exons. Gene Ontology annotation, molecular function: DNA-binding transcription factor activity, RNA polymerase II-specific; RNA polymerase II cis-regulatory region sequence-specific DNA binding. Bases 780 to 2348 code for a protein of 522 amino acids. The record is from RefSeq and is a predicted model, not a curated record.